Molecule: messenger RNA, 1281 nt
Organism: Acanthosepion pharaonis
Lineage: Eukaryota; Metazoa; Mollusca; Cephalopoda; Sepiida; Sepiidae
Source: the annotation of a GenBank genome assembly
AUGGUCUUUCUUUCUUUCUUUCUUUCUUUCUUUCUUUUUUUUUUUUUCCUUCCUUCCUUUAUUUCUUUCUUCCUUUCUUUAUUUCUUCCUUCCUUUCUUUAUUUCUUCCUUCCUUUCUUUCUUUCUUUCUUUCUUUCUUUCGUUCGUUCGUUCGUUCUUUCUUUCUUUCACUUAUUCUGUUGUCUUUUGCAGUCUGUCUUUUUGCUGUCACAUUGUCUUCUUUUGCAGGCGACAAUAUAUUCUGUCGUCUUUUGCAGGCGACAAUAUAUUCUGUCUUUUUUUGCAGUCGGCAACACAUUGUCUUCUUUUGCAGGCGACAAUAUAUUCUCUUUGCUCUCUCUCUCCUCUCUCUCUCUCUCUCUCCUUUUAAAUUUUAAAUAUAUUUUUUUUUGCUCAUCACAUUUUCUUUUCAUUCUCUUUUUUUAUUUUGAUCUUUUUUUUUUUCCCCUCUCUCUCUAUUUUAUUGGCCUUUUCUUUCUCUUAAUCACAUUUUGCUUUUUUCGCUCUGUUUUUUAUUUAGCAUUCUGCUUCGCUCUGUUUUCUCUCUCUUUUUUAUUGGCCUUUCUUUCUCUCAUCACAUUUUUGCUUUCAUUCUGCUCUGUUUUUUGCAUAGCAUUCUGCUUUUCUCUAAAAUUUUCCCCUUCUCUCUUUCUUUUCUAUUUUAUUGGCCUUUCUUUCUCUCAUCACAUUUUGCUUUCAUUCGCUCUGUUUUUAUUUAGCAUUCUGCUCUCGCUCUCUCUUUCUCUCCCCCUCUCUCUCUCUCUAUUUUAUUGGCCUUUCUUUCUCUCAUCACAUUUUCAUUCUGCUCUCGCUCUCUCUUUCUCUCCCCCUCUCUCUCUCUCUAUUUUAUUGGCCUUUCUUUCUCUCAUCACAUUUUGCUUUCAUUCGCUCUGUUUUUAUUUAGCAUUCUGCUCUCUUCUCUCUCUCUCUCUCUCUCUUUUUAUUGGCCUUUUUUUCUCUCAUCAUUCAUUUUUGUUUCAUUCAUUGUUUUUAUUUAGCAUUCUCCUCAUCACUCUAUUUUUGUCUUUCUCUAUUUUAUUGCUUUCUUUCUUUUAUUUUAAAAGCAUUCUGUUUUUAUUUAGUAUUUCCUCGCUUCUCUUUCUCUUUUUAUUCUCUCUUAUUUUAUUGGCCUUUCUUUCUCUCAUCACAUUUUGCUUUCAUUCGCUCUGUUUUUAUUUAGCAUUCUGCUCUCGCUCUCUCUUUCUCUUUCUCUCUCUCUCUCUAUUUUAUUGGCCUUUUUUCUCUCAUCAUAUUUUUUUCAUUCACUCUGUUUUUAUUUAG